GACUACGACCAGAGCCUUGCACGGGCCUUAGCUCUGUACCCCAGAAAGACCUAGAGCCGGAACAUAAGGCAUUGCAUCAUAUGUCGACAGAGACUGUACCGACAAAAAGGUCGUGGAGACCUGUCAUCCCUGCGCAGAGCAACCCAGAGAAUGUGACACCCGUGCCAGAGGACUCGGUGUCCUUUCAAACCUACAUCCAGGAUCGUCGAGUCAUCGGGUAUGACCCCCUGGUCCAGCCCUCGCUUCUCCGCCACGAAAUCCGCGCGUCGCCUCAGUCGCAAGCAACUACUGCCGCCGCCCGCUACGCCGCCGCCCGCAUUCUUGCAGGCCAAGAUGACCGGGUCAUUGUAAUUGUCGGCCCUUGCUCGAUCCACUCACCGGAGCAGGCGAUUGAGUACGCCCACCUGCUUCGUUCCAAGCUCUCCUCUUGGACGAACCUGCACAUCAUCAUGCGGGCUUACUUCCAGAAACCUCGGACGACGGUCGGCUGGAAGGGUCUCAUUAACGACCCCGACCUUGAUGGGUCCUUCAAAAUUAACAAGGGUAUUCGCGUUGCGCGCCAACUCUUGUGCGACUUGACCAACCUCGGCUUGCCCGUUGGCUCUGAGCUCCUCGAUACUAUUUCGCCACAGUACAUUUCGGACCUCACCACCUGGGGUGCGAUUGGAGCACGAACGACCGAGUCGCAGUUGCACCGUGAGCUCGCCAGCGGUGUCUCCUUCCCUAUCGGUUUCAAGAACGGUACCGACGGAAGCGUUACCGUCGCAGUCGAUGCCAUGCGCUCGGCGUCGAACCCGCAUGCCUUCAUGGGUGUCACCGAGCACGGUCUCGCUGCCAUUGUCAAAACCCGCGGUAACCAGGACGUCCAUGUCAUCCUCCGUGGUGGCACUCGGGGACCCAACUAUGCUGCCGAGCACGUUCAGGCUGCUGCAAGUGCUAUCGCCAAGGCGCGCCCGAACUACCACCCGUCGAUCAUGGUCGACUGCAGCCAUGGCAACUCACAGAAAGACCACAAUAACCAGCCCAAGGUUGUCGACUCGAUCUGCGAGCAGCUUCGUGCAGGCGACAAGACUAUCACUGGUGUCAUGAUUGAGUCGAACAUCAACGCCGGCCGCCAGGACGUCCCGGCCGAGGGCCCGGAUAGCCUCAAGCACGGUGUCUCGAUCACGGACGCCUGCGUGGAUUGGGAUACGACUGUCGAGAUGCUCGACCGCCUGAACCAGGCCGUCGCGGACAGGCGCCACAUUUUGCUCGAGCAGGCCCUGGAGAACAAAACCCAGUGAGCAUCACGAUAGAACAGCCCUUUAUCUGUAGACUUAGAUGCCUUGUAUGCUAGAUGGCUUUGAGCCUUCGUUGCUGUAUCUAUCAAGGAGCUCUGUAUCAUUCAUUUUUCC
Molecule: messenger RNA, 1394 nt
Organism: Phanerochaete carnosa HHB-10118-sp
Lineage: Eukaryota; Fungi; Basidiomycota; Agaricomycetes; Polyporales; Phanerochaetaceae
Exons: 7
Coding region: 81-1283 (400 amino acids)
Biological process (GO): aromatic amino acid biosynthetic process
Cellular component (GO): cytoplasm
Molecular function (GO): 3-deoxy-7-phosphoheptulonate synthase activity
Source: RefSeq, a predicted model, not a curated record